This is a messenger RNA of Rana temporaria (common frog), 3743 nucleotides long. RefSeq names its product oxidative stress induced growth inhibitor family member 2 (gene OSGIN2). NCBI's taxonomy places the organism in Eukaryota, Metazoa, Chordata, Amphibia, Anura, Ranidae. Bases 251 to 1783 code for a protein of 510 amino acids. The record is from RefSeq and is a predicted model, not a curated record. The transcript has 6 exons.
GACAGACGUCCAGCUCCUCAGUGCGGGCCGGUGUCUCCUCCCCCUCCCCCUCCUCUCUCCCUCUCCUCCUCAUCAUCACCACACAUCGGUGCUUUAAAUCCGGUGCCGGCGCUCAGUGUGCGGGGAUAGCGGGCGGUAUGAUCCGGGGCUGUGUGUGAAGGAAGGAGCGGCACACCGGCCGGUGCCCUGAAACCAGAAGAGCGUGACUUGCUAGGCCAGCAUUGAAGCAAUAAUAUUGCGACUUGCAGCAAUGCCAUUGGCAGAAGAAAACUGUCUCUCGAGCGAUCCUCCAUUAACUUUGCCUGUGGUUGUUAUCGGGAAUGGACCUUCUGGGAUCUGCCUGUCAUACCUGUUAUCGGGAUACAGGCCAUAUCUGUCUCCGGACAGCCUGCACCCCAAUCCAAUCUUGCACAGCAAGCUAGAGGAAGCAAGGCACCUCUCCAUCCCCGAACAGGAUUUGGAAUACUUGUCAGAAGGGCUGGAAGGCCGCUCCUCUAAUGCAGUGGCAGUGUUGUUUGACACUCUCCUUCACCCGAAUGCUGAUUUUGGGUUUGAUUACCAAUCUGUUCUACAGUGGAAACUGGAACAAGAGCAUUAUAUUCCCCAUAUAGUACUCGGCAAGGGACCCCCAGGUGGAGCAUGGCAUGAUAUGGAAGGAUCCAUUUUAACGCUUAGUCUUGGUGACUGGAUGGAACUACCGGGACUUAAGUUUAAAGACUGGGUCUCUGGUAAGAGGCGAAAUACCAAAAGUGACCGUGCUACCCCAGCAGAAGUGGCUGCUUAUUACAAACAUUAUGUUAAAAUAAUGGGAAUUCAAAGAAACUUUGUGGACAGCACCUAUGUUACUUCUGUGGCAAGACCCUACCGCGAGCAGGAGGAGUCGGACGGCCAUGAUUCUGAAGAUGUUGCACCAGAAGAGCCUUGCAUUGACAAAGAAAAUGGAGAGCCCAUGCUAAAGAAGAACUGGGAAAUCCAUGGCUAUCGGCGGGCAGCUGAUGGCUCUCACCAGCCCUUUUGUCUUUUUUCAGAAACGGUUAUUCUUGCCACAGGAACAUUUGAUGCACCUGCUCGACUUGAGGUUAUUGGAGAGGAUCUUCCGUUUGUUUCACAUUCCAUUGCAGAGUUUGAAGAUGCUGUUGGCAAAGGAAGACUGAGUGGAGCCGUAGACCCAGUUUUGAUUGUCGGGGCUGGGUUGACGGCAGCGGAUGCCGUUUUGUGUGCUCACAACAAUAACAUUCCAGUCAUCCAUGUUUUCCGUAGAAGACUCAAUGAUCCAAGUCUUAUUUUUAAACAAUUGCCAAAAAAACUAUAUCCAGAAUACCACAAGGUAUAUCACAUGAUGUGUACACAACUCAGUACUGUUGCUUCCAACUUAUAUCCCCCUUAUACAAGUUACCCAGAGCAUGUUGUACUAUCUUUCAAGCCUGAUAUGAAGGUUGUCCUUCAAAGUAACAAUGGAAUUAAAAAAGUCAUAAAGAUCUCCACAGCUUUAGUCUUGGUAGGUUCACAUCCAAAUUUGUUUUUCUUGAAAGAGCAAGGUCGAAAUUUGGGGCAUAUUCCCAACCAGCCAAUUACCUGCAAGGGUAAUCCUGUAGAAAUUGAUCCAUAUACUUACGAGUCCUCCAAAGAACCAAAUCUUUUUGCCCUUGGUCCACUUGUUGGUGACAACUUUAUCAGGUUUCUUAAAGGUGGAGCACUUGCCAUAACAAGAUGUCUGGAAUUAAGGCAGAAGAAGAAAAGACAUCGACUCGUAGAAAGUGGAAGAGAUGAUGGUGUGUCAUAAGUUUACCAUGCACUCAUGUCUACUUCUGCUACUCUGGAAACCUUCUCUAACACUCUUUCGUGAUCUGCAAAGGUGCAGAUUUCAUCAGUAUGUGUUUUUGCACAGUGCAAUGUAUUUCAUAACCUAUGGCAAGACUUAAAAGAAAAACCUUUGCUGCUUUUGUAGAAGAUCCUAGAAGCCUACCCAGACUUCUUGUGACAUGAAAGAAUUAUAUAGUUUAUUGUGCAAUUUGUUACAUAUACAGUAUAUUCUGUUUUAUGCAUUUUCAGUAUCUAAUUCCAUUGACUGUAAGCUGCUUCUUUUUUUUUUUUUAUGUUCUGUUUUAUUUUGGGGCUAUAGGUUAAAUGAAAGGUAGAUGCAUCUUAUUUUUGCAUCCAUUUGCUCCCCUAUUUCAAAACACUAAUUCACUUCAAGUCAAGGUUUUGUAAAAUGUUAUAGGUUUGUGCUCCACUGAGCAUACAGAAGAAUGAGCUCAAGAGCCUGAAAAUCUUACCUAGGCAAGGACACAGAUGUACUGAAUUCCAGCAAUCAGUGGGAGUUCAGCAUACAUUAAGGGCCGGUUCACACUACAAUUUUGCAUUCCAGGUGCAAUUCUGCAUGUCCAUUUAUAUAUGUGUGUGCAUUUUUUUUACUAGUAAUGGCAGUGAUCAGCAACUUCUAGCGGGACUGCGAUAUUGCGGCAGACAAAUCGGACCCCGACACUCUUUGGACGGGACCAGUGACACUAAUACAGUGAUAAAAAUAUGCACAGUAACUGUACUAAAGACACUGGCUGAGAAGGGGUUAACAUCAGGGGUGAUUAAAGGGCGUGUGCCUAGCCUUUGCUGUCUCAAUGUGGGGGAGGUUCAUUUGUUAUGGGAAGGCAUUGAUCCAUGUUCCUGCUUUGCAGAAACACAGGCUCAAUACCUUCCCUAUUGACAGGACGCAAAUCUGCCUUGUUUACAUUGCCGUUCUGUCAGCAUAAUAAACAAUUGGCGGGUGCCAGUGGAAAUCGAGUCCACAGUACCUACCGCUGGGCUCCCCCGUGCGUGCACCAGACCCGGACAUGUCAGCUCACGUACUAGGUACAUGAUCUGGCACAUCGCGACUGCCUUGUCGCAGUAUAUCUGUGGUGAAUCUCAAUUCAGGACAUGUGCACUUCUGCUGCAUUUAUGUGCUUUUUGAUGCAUUUUGCCAUGUUCCAGAUGUGUUCCAUACAGAAAAAAUAUGCAGCAUGUCCCACUUUUGCUCGUAGCCCUGCACUGGUGUGAACAAGUGCGAUUAGAAUACAUGGAUUUAUACACUGCAUGUGUUGUUUUUUUUUUUUGUAUUUGAUGCUGAUUUAAAAACACACUGGACUGCAUCUGGUGUGAGCCAGCCCUCAAUCUGAAGGAUUGAACCCCUUUCACAGAGCCGCUGGUCCGUUUCGGCUGCUACCGGGGCACUUUAAACUCCCAUUUUUUGCCAAUUUCAUUCCAAUGAAUUCAGCAAUCCCAACCCAAAGAUGCUGAUUGCAGGAAUUUUCAUAAUGUCCCGCAAGCGCACCGCCCGAAUGUGAAAAGUCACACUUAAAUGAAUGGGAGGCGGUUUUCAGGCGCUUAGCAGAGGCUAUUUCCAGAGCUAAAGCACCUGAAAACCGCCCCAGUGUGAAACGGAGUAGUAGGAUUUGCAGCAAUUCAAAUGUAGAAAUAUAAAGUGGCGGUUCAGAAAUCCAUAUGUAGGUUUACAUGCACUUAUUUAUCUCCUGCUACCCGUUUAGGAAAAUUCAUAUUGCACUGAUGUCAUUUUAAGCAGUUAUUAGUAUGCAGCGUUCCAUAAUAAAAUGUAUGCUUUUUACAUAAAAGCAGAACUAACAUAUCUAGAUGCUAUUGCUCUAUCCUCUUUGAGCAAUCGGGGUUGCAGAAGUGGAGGUGACACAACUGUUUUCCUUGAAAUAGUAUUAAACCCUUUGCAUUUUUUGGCCUAAUGCUUUGAGCAUAAU